Molecule: messenger RNA, 3273 nt
Organism: Pongo pygmaeus (Bornean orangutan)
Lineage: Eukaryota; Metazoa; Chordata; Mammalia; Primates; Hominidae
Gene: SPIRE2
Product: spire type actin nucleation factor 2
Exons: 15
Coding region: 89-2233 (714 amino acids)
Biological process (GO): actin filament network formation; Golgi vesicle transport; cleavage furrow formation
Cellular component (GO): cytoplasmic vesicle membrane; cell cortex
Molecular function (GO): microtubule binding; actin binding
Source: RefSeq, a predicted model, not a curated record
GGCGGGGCGGCCAGGCUGACCCUGCGCGGCGGAAGGCGCGGCUGCAUGGACGCGGGCCCGGCGCGCGGGAGGUGAUGACGGCCCCGCCAUGGCCCGGGCGGGCAGCUGCGGCGGCGACGCGGCGGGCGCGGGGCGGCCGGAGCCCUGGGAGCUGUCCCUGGAGGAGGUGCUGAAGGCCUACGAGCAGCCGCUCAACGAGGAGCAGGCGUGGGCCGUGUGCUUCCAGGGCUGCCGCGGGCUGCGGGGCUCGCCGGGCCGGCGCCUGCGGGAUACCGGGGACCUCCUGCUGCGCGGGGACGGCUCGGUCGGGGCGCGGGAGCCCGAGGCCGCGGAACCUGCAACCAUGGUCGUGCCACUAGCCAGCUCGGAAGCCCAGACCGUGCAGUCUCUCGGCUUCGCCAUCUACCGCGCGCUGGACUGGGGGCUGGACGAGAGCGAGGAGCGCGAACUCAGCCCGCAGCUGGAGCGGCUCAUCGACCUCAUGGCCAACAACGACAGCGAGGACAGCGGCUGCGGUGCCGCCGAUGAGGGCUACGGAGGUCCCGAGGAGGAGGAGGAGGCCGAGGGCGUCCCCCGCAGCGUGCGCACCUUCGCCCAGGCCAUGCGGCUGUGCGCAGCGCGGCUGACCGACCCCCAGCGCGCACAGGCGCAUUACCAGGCCGUGUGCCGCGCGCUCUUCGUGGAGACGCUGGAGCUGCGGGCCUUCCUGGCCAGGGUCCGGGAGGCCAAGGAGAUGCUGCAGAAGCUUCGAGAGGACGAGCCGCAGAUGGAGACGCCGCGGGCAGAGCUGGACAGCUUGCGUCACACAGACUGGGCCCGACUGUGGGUUCAGCUCAUGCGGGAGCUCCGCCACGGAGUGAAGUUGAAGAAGGUGCAGGAGCAGGAGUUCAACCCCCUCCCCACCGAGUUCCAGCUCACGCCCUUCGAGAUGCUGAUGCAGGACAUCCGGGCCCGGAACUACAAGCUGCGCAAGGUCAUGGUGGAUGGGGACAUCCCGCCCCGGGUGAAGAAGGAUGCUCAUGAGCUCAUCCUGGACUUUAUCCGCUCACGGCCUCCACUGAAGCAGGUCUCCGAGAGGCGGCUGCGCCCGUUGCCACCAAAGCAAAGGUCCCUGCAUGAGAAGAUCCUGGAGGAGAUCAAGCAGGAGCGGAGGCUGCGCCCGGUGCGGGGCGAGGGCUGGGCUGCCCGCGGGUUUGGCUCUCUGCCCUGCAUCCUCAACGCCUGCUCUGGAGAUGCCAAGUCCACCUCCUGCAUCAACCUGUCGGUCACAGAUGCUGGGGGCAGCGCCCAGCGCCCGCGGCCCCGCGUGCUGCUCAAGGCGCCCACCUUGGCCGAAAUGGAAGAGAUGAACACAUCUGAGGAAGAAGAGUCUCCGUGUGGGGAGGUGAUGCUGAAACGGGACCGCUCCUUCUCAGAGCAUGACCUGGCCCAGCUCCGAAGUGAGGUGGCCUCUGGCCUGCAGUCGGCCACCCAGCCCCCAGGAGGGACGGAGCCACCACGGCCCCGAGCUGGCAGCGCGCAUGCAUGGAGGCCCAGCCCCCGAGACCAGGGUACCUGUCCCGCGAGUGUCUCUGACCCCAGCCACCCCCUACUCAGCAACCGGGGCUCCUCGGGGGACAGACCCGAGGCCUCCAUGACCCACGACGCCAAACACCUGUGGCUGGAGUUUAGCCACCCCGUGGAAAGCCUGGCGCUGACCGUGGAAGAGGUGAUGGACGUGCGCCGUGUGCUGGUGAAGGCCGAGAUGGAAAAGUUUUUGCAGAACAAGGAGCUCUUCAGCAGUCUGAAGAAGGGGAAGAUUUGCUGCUGCUGCCGGGCCAAGUUCCCGCUGUUCUCGUGGCCGCCCACCUGUCUCUUCUGCAAGAGAGCUGUCUGCACUUCCUGUAGCAUAAAGAUGAAGAUGCCUUCUAAGAAGUUUGGACACAUCCCUGUCUACACACUGGGCUUUGAGAGUCCUCAGAGGGUAUCAGCUGCCAAAACCGCGCCAAUCCAGAGAAGAGACAUCUUUCAGUCUCUGCAAGGGCCACAGUGGCAGAUCGUGGAGGAGGCGUUCCCCCACAUCUACUCCCACGGCUGUGUCCUGAAGGAUGUCUGCAGUGAGUGCACCAGCUUUGUGGCAGAUGUGGUGCAUUCCAGCCGCAAGAGCGUGGACGUCCUCAACACUACGCCACGACGCAGUCGCCAGACCCAAUCCCUCUACAUCCCUAACACCAGGACUCUUGACUUCAAAUGACAGCCCCAGGUGGCCAGGCCUCCAGGAGGCACCAGGCAGGCCCUGUAUCAGGCUAGGACGCUCUGAGCUGUGCAUGUACAUAUAUACAUAUAUAGAUACGUUUAUAAUAUAUACAUACAGCCUAUAUAUUUAUAUACACUGUUUCUUGGCCCCAGAGCUCACUUGGGUUCAGGCGCACUUCAGAGCCCUCCCUGGGGGAGGCUGUUUCUUCUCAGGAUUCCUUGCCAGGGAGGAAACGGGGUGGGUUUUCUCACUGAGGAGAGAAAGCAGAAAGUUCUAGAUCCUGGCACAGACUGCAUCCCAUGUUCCCAUUCUCUUCUCCGUCCCCAGGAAUGAGAACGGCAGUUUCCCCUCCCCAGUGGAAGUCCAGGUGGGGAUAGGGUAUCUUGGCUCCCAGCUGGACCAGAGCGCCCUGCUUGCCUCUGCUCUCCCUUUGUGGGGACUCAGGCAGCAGAGGCAUCUGGAAAGUCUCUGAGUGGGCAGGGUCCUCCUGGGAGGCACCUCCACCUCUGUUUGAAAGGUCUGGCCAGGCGUGGUGGCUUAUGCCUGUAAUCCCAGCACUUUGGGAGGCCGAGGAGGGAGGAUCACCUGAGGUCAGGAGUUUGAGACCAGCCUGGCCAACAUGAUAAAAUGUCGUCUCUACUGAAAAUGCAAAAAUUAGCCAGGUGUAGUGGCAGGAGCCUGUUAAUCCCAGCUACGCGGGAGGCUGAGGCAGGAGAAUCGCUUGAACCCGGGAGGUGGAGGUUGCAGUGAGCUGAGAUUGCGCCACUGCACUCCAGCCUGGGCAACAGAGGGAGAGUCUGUCUCAAAAAAAAAAAAAGGUCCAUGCCAAGCUGCUCCCCGCCCUUUCCCUUUCCCUGGGGUCCAAACCACAUGUGUCCUGCCUCUCCUGGCCCUACCACAUUCUGGUGCUGUCCUCACUCGCCCCUGGCCCAGAGGCUCCUGAAGAUGCUGGGUGGUCCCUGCACAGGGAGGAGCAGCUCUGUAAAUCUGUGCACAUGGUCACUCUUGGCCUAAUAAAGGUCUCACAGGCUUCUGUC